Cyprinodon variegatus (sheepshead minnow) is the source of this 501-nucleotide messenger RNA. Its product is annotated as eosinophil peroxidase-like. The record is from RefSeq and is a predicted model, not a curated record. Lineage: Eukaryota; Metazoa; Chordata; Actinopteri; Cyprinodontiformes; Cyprinodontidae. Gene Ontology annotation, biological process: response to oxidative stress. Bases 131 to 475 code for a protein of 114 amino acids. Gene Ontology annotation, molecular function: peroxidase activity; heme binding. The transcript has 3 exons.
AUACAACCUCUCAAAACAACACAGGAGCAUUGACCGGGUUAAGAGGAAUGCAGCAAGCCCAGCUGAUAUCCUGAGGCUGCACAAGCAGCCCAGUGGCCUUUCCAGACAGGCGGUGCGCGCUGCAGACUACAUGGACAAUGCCCUGCACCUAAUUAAGCGCUCCCUCUCCAAACGCCACAGCCGCUCCAUCAACGCCACAGAUCUGAUCUCUGAGGAGGAUCUGGAGGUGAUUGCCAGACUGACGGGCUGCUCUGCACAACUCAGAAGGAUUUCUUGUGAGAGCGUUCCCAAUCUGAACCAGUUUCGUACUGCAAGCAGUGUCUGCAACAAUGUUAACAACACACGUUGGGGUGCUUCUAACAUCCCAUUCCUUCGAUGGCUACCUGCUGAAUAUGAAGAUGAUAUCAGUUCUCCCAAAGGCUGGACCCAUGACCAGAGACUCAACAAUCACAUUCUUCCACUGGUGAAUACAUAGGAGCAUUUUCCUCUGAUUUUCAUCCU